GCGUGUCCGCAUGGAUGGACACGCCCACUAUCAAAAUUUAUACAUGUGGCAGUGGUAUUGGAUAUUGUACUAAGAUCUACAGGACUUCUUUUGAUUACUGCAUCAUCCCAGAGCCAUCAUGAGUGAGAGGUACUCCUUCAGUUUGACUACCUUCAGUCCAUCGGGUAAACUGGUGCAGAUUGAGUACGCCCUUCAAGCAGUGGCAGCUGGUGCUCCCUCGGUCGGUAUUAAGGCCAAAAAUGGAGUGGUCAUUGCCGUGGAGAAGAAGCAGAAGAGUGUUCUCUAUGACGAGAGUACGAUAAGAAAGAUUGAGGUGAUCAGUGAUCAUAUUGGAAUGGUGUACAGUGGUAUGGGACCAGACUUUAGGUUGCUGGUCCAGAGGGCUAGACGCAUAGCUCAACAAUACAAGCUGGUGUAUAAGGAGUCCAUUCCCGUCUCACAGCUCGUGCACAAGGUCGCCACCGUCAUGCAAGAGUACACACAGUCAGGAGGAGUGCGUCCGUUUGGUGUGUCGCUGCUGAUCGUGGGUUAUGAUGAGGAGACCCCCUACCUCUACCAGUGUGACCCUUCGGGUGCGUACUUUGCGUGGAAAGCUACAGCAAUGGGCAAGAACUAUAUCAAUGGCAAAACGUUCCUUGAGAAGAGGUACGGAGACGACCUGGGGCUUGAAGAUGCCGUACACACAGCUGUUCUUACACUGAAGGAGGGUUUUGAUGGCCAAAUGACUGAAGACAAUAUAGAGAUCGGGGUCUGUGAUUUGAAUGGCUUCAGGAGAUUGGAACCUUCAGAUGUCAAGGACUAUCUAGCAGCUGUAUUGUAACUGUGUAGUAUUUAAACUCUUAAUAUUGUUAUGGUACCUGCUGACUGCUUUAAUAAACUGUUCUUCUAAUGCUUUAAUAAUGGUUUACCGUUACAUA
Molecule: messenger RNA, 917 nt
Organism: Halichondria panicea
Lineage: Eukaryota; Metazoa; Porifera; Demospongiae; Suberitida; Halichondriidae
Product: proteasome subunit alpha type-2-like
Exons: 8
Coding region: 119-820 (233 amino acids)
Biological process (GO): proteasomal protein catabolic process; ubiquitin-dependent protein catabolic process
Cellular component (GO): proteasome core complex, alpha-subunit complex; proteasome core complex
Source: RefSeq, a predicted model, not a curated record